Fusarium pseudograminearum CS3096 is the source of this 1695-nucleotide messenger RNA. RefSeq lists its product as uncharacterized. Gene Ontology annotation, molecular function: metallocarboxypeptidase activity. The transcript has a single exon. Lineage: Eukaryota; Fungi; Ascomycota; Sordariomycetes; Hypocreales; Nectriaceae. Gene Ontology annotation, cellular component: fungal-type vacuole lumen. The record is from RefSeq and is a predicted model, not a curated record. The coding region runs from base 1 to 1695 and encodes 564 amino acids.
AUGUCAAACAGUCAGCCUCAGGUUGCUCUGCCCGGAGGUUCCGGCCGGGCCACCUCAAGAUGGUCCUGGUGGUAUCUGGGUCUUGGAGUUGCGACUCUUGCUGCGUUUGUCCCGGUUUUCAGCUAUGAUUCAGAAACGCUAUGCCCUCAAGCACCUAUUCAAAAUGUCCAAUUGCAAGAUCCAAUGACAACAGCCAUGCUCAAGAACUUGAGCUCUGACCUUUUUCGAGAGAAGAGUAUCAAACGGAUGGCAGGUGCCAUUCAAAUACCGACAAUAGCAUAUGACGAUAUGGGCCCAAUUGACCAGGACGCCCGUUGGAAAGUCUUUGACAAAUUCGCAGAUUAUUUACAAACUACAUUUCCGAAGAUUUAUGAGAAACUUACACUGGAGAAAGUUAACAGUCAUGGACUUCUUUACACGUGGACUGGCAGCGACACAACUCUAAAGCCAACCGUUUUGAUGGCCCACCAAGACGUUGUACCUGUUCCCGAAAGCACUGUCUCGCAGUGGAACUACGCACCUUUCGGUGGUGAGUUCGACGGUUCAUCCAUUUGGGGCAGAGGGGCCUUGGAUUGCAAAAACACCCUGAUUGCGUCUCUAGAAGCAAUAGAGGCUCUGAUAAAUGCAGGAUUUGAGCCGCGACGAACGAUAAUCCUCUCGUUUGGAUUUGACGAAGAGAUCUCUGGCCACCACGGAGCUGCCUUCCUUGCGUCCUUUCUCCUCCAACAUUAUGGAGAAAAUAGCGUGUCGCUCAUCAUCGAUGAAGGGGCGCCCAUUCUUCCUAUCUGGGGUACUCACUUUGCUAUUCCCGGGGUAUCCGAAAAGGGCUACGUUGAUGUUGAGAUUGUUGUCCGCACCAAGGGCGGUCAUAGUUCGAUGCCGCCCGUGCACAGCAGCGCCGGUAUAGCCGCUGAGUUAGUGAGCACCAUUGAGAAUAAUCCAUAUCCACCCCAGCUUUACCAGGACAAUCCACUGCUGGAUUUUUUGUGGUGUGGCGCAGAGCAUGCCCCAGGCUUCAUGAUGGGACUCAAAUACCUCUUGCCUAGAAGAGGCCAGACUGGUAUACUGGAGACUAUAAAGCAGCUCUCGUUCCCACGGCUUGUUUCUCGUGUCAACAAAAUGGCUGGAUAUCUGAUCUCGACAACGCAGGCAGUUGAUGUCAUACAUGGCGGUGUAAAGGUCAAUGCACUUCCUGAACGGACAACUGUCUUGAUCAAUCACCGAGUCAAUGUUGGGGAAUCAUCAGAGCUGGUUCGACAGAAAAUCACCAAGCUCGCUGGUGUGGUCGCAAAACGACAUAACCUUACCCUACACGCAUUUGAUGAUACGGAAGAGAAGGAGUCGUCGAUACUCAUUCGUUUCAUGGGUAGUGUACUUGAACCCGCACCCGUGACACCUACUCAGGCGGGCGAUGAAGAGAAAGAUACCCCAUGGUCCGUGAUAUCCGGGACGACCAGAUCUCUCUACGGAAAGCAAGUAGUGAUGGCGCCUGGGAUCAUGCCAGCGAAUACGGACACCAAAUAUUAUUGGAAGCUGAGUCGACACAUAUUCCGGUAUUCUCCGGGGUGGGAUCCUGAGGUACUUUCAAUUGAGGGCAUACACACGGUCAAUGAAAGAGUCAGCGUUGUAGCGCAUAUCAAGACUGUGCAGUGGUAUGUUUACUUUUUGAAGAAUGUGGACAAUGCAAGGUUUUAG